ACCCCAUAUCCCAAAAUAAUCAUACACAAAAAUUAUAACCAAGAAAAAGAUAGAUUUUCAUGGAUUUACAAGGUAUUACUAGUUUGAGGGUAUUAAUGUUUCCAUGGUUAGCAUAUGGUCAUAUAUCUCCAUACUUAAACAUAGCCAAAAAACUUAUAGACAAGGAUUUUUACAUCUACCUUUGUUCUACACCUAUAAAUCUUAAUCUUAUCAAGCAAAAAAUCCCUCAAAAUUACUCUCUUUCAAUUGAUCUUGUUGAACUUCAUCUACCAAAAUUACCUGAACUUCCUCCUAUUUACCAUACAACUAAUGGCCUCCCACCACAUCUCAUCUCCGCUCUCAGGAUCGCAUUUAACAUGUCAAAACCCGAAUUUUCAAAAAUAUUACAAAAAAUUAAACCCGAUUUAUUAAUCUAUGAUAUGUUACCACCUUGGGCAGAAGAAGUUGCUACCCUUUCACAUAACGUUCCAGCAGUAAUGCUCUUGACUUCUGGUGCAGCUGCAUUUUCACAUGUUUUGCAUUCACACAAAAAUUCAUCCAUUGAAUUUCCAUUUCCAGCUCUUUAUUUGAGUAAAAUUGAGCAACAACAAUUCCAAGUUAUUAUGGAACAAGCUACUAAAGAGAAAGAUCAUGAAGAUAAGCUCCUCCAUCCUUUACUAGCUGAAAUAGGAAACUCGAAAAGAAUCAUUUUGAUGAGUACAUCAAAGGCAAUCGAGGCUAAAUAUAUCGAUUAUAUAACCGAAUUAUCACAUUGGAAAGUUGUUCCUACUGGCUAUCCAAUCCAAGAUCAUGAUCCUAUGAAUAUUCAAGAUGAUGAUGAUGAUCUUAUCGAUUGGCUAGGAACGAAAAAUGAGCGUUCGACUGUAUUUGUUUCCUUUGGAAGUGAGUAUUUAUUGAGUAAGGAAGAUUUUGAAGAGAUAGCAUUUGGUUUAGAACUUAGCCAAGUUAAUUUUAUAUGGGUUGUAAGGUUUCACAAGGAGGAGGAAGCUAUACUCGAGCGCGUAUUACCUAAAGAUUUUCUUGAAAAAAUUGGAGAUAGAGGUAAGGUUGUGGAUGGUUGGGUACCACAACAAAGAAUUCUUAACCAUUCGAGUAUCGGAGGAUUUGUAAGUCAUUGUGGUUGGAAUUCUGUAAUGGAAAGUAUAGAGUUUAGUGUUCCUAUUAUAGCAAUGCCAAUGCAUAUUGAUCAACCUAUAAAUGCUAGGUUGAUGGUUGAACUUGGCGCGGCGGUGGAGAUAGUGAAAGAUGAGGAAGGAAAGAUUGGUAGACAAGAGGUAGCACAAGUUAUUAGAGGUGUUAUUUGUGAGAAAAAUGGGGAAAGUUUGAGGAAGAAAGUUAGACAUAUUAGUGAGAAUUUUAAGUCUGUAAGAGGAGAAGAGAUGGAUGCUGCAGUUGAAGUGAUCAUAAAGAUUUGCAAGAAUAGCCAAAGUGUCAAAAAUGUAACAUGAUGUUGUAAUUCAUAAACAGAUCAUGUUGUGUUUCUGAUUGCUUUUAAAAAAAUAAUAGGGUGGGAAGAGUAUGUUGGUUCCGAGUUUGUUGUUAGUUGCAUAACUUAAUUAAAUCAGGUGACAUGUUUUUCAAACUCUGUCCAUUUGUUCUUCUAGUAGGUUUAAAUGGAUCAUGUUAGACUGCUUACGUCACACACCUUUAGGGGUGCGACCCUUCCCCCGAUCCAGCGUGAAGGCGGGAUACUUUAUGUACCGAGCUACUAUAAUUUUAGUAAAUUAACUAUCUU
Nicotiana attenuata is the source of this 1735-nucleotide messenger RNA. RefSeq names its product beta-D-glucosyl crocetin beta-1,6-glucosyltransferase-like. Gene Ontology annotation, molecular function: UDP-glycosyltransferase activity. Lineage: Eukaryota; Viridiplantae; Streptophyta; Magnoliopsida; Solanales; Solanaceae. The transcript has a single exon. The coding region runs from base 60 to 1448 and encodes 462 amino acids. The record is from RefSeq and is a predicted model, not a curated record.